ACAAUGCUAAGGGAUCUGUCCGGAUCUGUGAUCAGCCGGUCGAUGUUGAAAGCCAUGAUUGGACGUAUUUGGCUGAACGCCCACAAUCCAGCCUGCAGGUUUCGUUGUCCCCUUCCCUUUAUCCUCUUGCCGUCGUCCUACCGGUGUCCGUUCCCUUUUAUAUCGCCACCCCACCCUACAUCCUGCGAAGAUGUUCUCCACAUUCCUUACCUUUGCGCUCGUUCUUAACUCCAUCUUCAACGGUGUCCUUGCUGACUUUACUGUUUACGCCCCAUCUGCCGUCCCUCAGUGUGGACUACUCAGCAUCUCGUGGGACUCCACCGCUAUGCCCAUCGACGCCGUGCUCGUAAACCCUCAGGAUCCUUGCGGCAACUCUAUUCAGGAUUUCGGUUCCAACAACUGGGGUAAUUCUCUGAAUGCUACAGUGAUUAUCUCGGCGGGCACUUCGAUCCAGGUCUCCUUGGUCGACAGCAACGAUGAUGAAGCGUGGAGCGGAGUGAUUACUGUCACUGAAAGUGGCGACGCUAGCUGCCUCUCUGGUGAUGGUGUUCCGUCCUCGUCAGUUUCCGAUGUCUCCGUGACAUCCUCCACCAUCUCGACAGCGUCCGGUCCUACGUUGGUCGUCACACCCGGAUCUAACGCCAAGGCCUCGUCGACGUCGUCGGCCACUUCUGCUGAUCCUUCUGCGCCCGUCGGAGCUGUCGGAAGUGGUUCGGGCUCAAAUGGCGCCAGUCGUCAAGUCGCUGCACCCCUUGUGAUCCUCGGAGCCAUGUUCACAGGCAUCCUCCUAUCCCUUUAACGAUACCGCUGGUUGCCUAAGGCUUCCUCGCACCUCCUUUACCCCUACUAUCUUUAUUCAAGUAACACUAAGUGCUACUCUUCUUUCCCUCUUUUUUUCUGGUGUCUGCAGGGUGUGUGGUAUAAUGUUGGUCCCGGAGCUCAAAUAUCUCGAGAUGUGAUGCCGGUGUUGUGUUCCAUUCAUGUAAUAGUUGUACAUCAUUCAAUGCUUUAUGUGUAUGACCGGACUGUGUCCGUCCUUUUAUUUCUU
Guyanagaster necrorhizus is the source of this 1048-nucleotide messenger RNA. RefSeq lists its product as uncharacterized. Bases 191 to 799 code for a protein of 202 amino acids. Lineage: Eukaryota; Fungi; Basidiomycota; Agaricomycetes; Agaricales; Physalacriaceae. The transcript has 6 exons. The record is from RefSeq and is a predicted model, not a curated record.